Messenger RNA from Colletotrichum godetiae, 1078 nucleotides. RefSeq lists its product as uncharacterized. The transcript has 3 exons. The record is from RefSeq and is a predicted model, not a curated record. Lineage: Eukaryota; Fungi; Ascomycota; Sordariomycetes; Glomerellales; Glomerellaceae. Bases 100 to 1014 code for a protein of 304 amino acids.
CUUCGCUUUUACUUUGUCGUCGUUCAUCGAGAAUAAGACGCGAAGUCUUACGUCCGCCGCUGGCUCUAGAUUUGAUCCACGACAAAAGAGACUGCCUGGAUGCGCUCGACAGUGUCCUAUAUCCAUUCAUUAAUCGCAGUGGCGGGUUUCUUGCCACUGAACCUCGCCAUGGGCCUUGAAGCGCGACAUCCCCAGCAAACGCUCGCAAUGGGGUUCCUAGAGCAUCGUGCUGGACUUUCCCCGGCGCCAACAACAGCUCCCAGCGAGGAGUCAAGGCAGAUGAUGCUCGAAGCUAGGAGUCUUCCUCCCAAUGCAUGUGGAGUUCGCCGUCUUGAUAAUGGUACGUUCGAGACGUUCUCGUGCGUGAGCAACGAUUGUUAUAGCUCGGGGCCAUGGUUUGGAUGUCGCAACGUCCUCAAGACGCAGUGUUUUGAUGGGACCGCGCCUGUUUGCCAGCAGACGACUUCUUCGCUGGGCGCAAAAGCCCUUUGCUGCACUCGAUCAGGCCUGAGCCAGUUACCGUAUUGUUUGACACUCCUGAGACCCGACGACUCGGGACAGCAGACAUGGCUCCGAUGUGGCGACCCUGCCUACAGUGGACAAAGGAUCAUGGUGAUAGGUACGGAGUCCGACGACCCAGACGCGACCAGGACCGUAGAUUCUUCGGACACAGCGACAGCCACGUCACCUCCGUCCGGCUCUUCUUCGAACUCAACAGGUGCUAUCGUCGGAGGCGUGGUCGGUGGAGUUGCCGUGGUCGCCAUAGCGGUCUGCGUCAUCGUCUGGUUGGUAUUGAGGCGGAGGAAACGCUCGAGGGACGACGGGUCGCAGGUGCCUCUGACACCAGGCUCUCAAUCGCAGCAGACUCAGCCAUACUACUCUCAGGCUGGAUAUGGAGAGCAAGAGGACCCUUAUAAGGCGCAACACGCGCCGACGCCCUCGCCUACCCCUCUCGCUGAAGUACAGGGAAGUAACGUGGUGGACAACCGAAGACCGGCAGAGCUUGGGACUUGAGCCAUCGGAAGAUGAAGUGGGCGUUUGUGAGGCUGCACUUUGGGGGUCGUCAGAUUAUUAUACU